This is a messenger RNA of Chenopodium quinoa (quinoa), 2525 nucleotides long. RefSeq lists its product as uncharacterized. Gene Ontology annotation, molecular function: RNA binding. The transcript has 4 exons. Bases 162 to 2312 code for a protein of 716 amino acids. Gene Ontology annotation, cellular component: nucleus. The record is from RefSeq and is a predicted model, not a curated record. NCBI's taxonomy places the organism in Eukaryota, Viridiplantae, Streptophyta, Magnoliopsida, Caryophyllales, Amaranthaceae.
UUAGGUUAAUUGACUACGCUUGCGCGUAGACUAGCAUGGUGCUGGGUUGAGCCAAACUCGUUAAAACAAAAGGUCUUAAACACACAAAAGCAGCACAUAACCCCAAAGGCCGAACCCUGAUACUACCACCGGCGACACAAGCAGAGGAAAGGGCGGCGAAGAUGGCGACGAGACUAUAUGUUGGUGGUUUAGGAGAGAGAGUGAAAGAGGAGGAUCUCCGCAACACAUUUUCUCAUCUGGGUUCCAUUGAAACUAUUGAUAUUAUUCGAACUAAAGGUCGUAGCUUUGCUUACAUUAACUUUCUUCCUUCUUCAGAAAACUCCCUUGCCAAACUUUUCAGCACGUAUAUUGGGUGUUUGUGGAAGGGAGGGAAAUUAAAGCUGGAAAAGGCGAAAGAACAUUAUAUUGACCGGUUGAAGCAAGAAUGGGCAGAAGAUGCUGAACUCGUAAAUAGUGAAAACAUUAAUUCCAAUCUGAAUGAUCUUGAUGAAAAUGUGGCUGGUUCUCUAGAGCCCAAGAGCACCCUUGACUCCGAAAAGAUGCAGAUCCGGAUGUUCUUUCCCAAACUAAGGAAGGUAAAAGCAUUACCUUUUCGUGGAACUGGCAAACACAAAUACAGUUUCCAGCGUGUUGUAGUACCACCUCUUCCAGUUCAUUUCUGUGAUUGCCCAGAGCAUUAUGUUGACAUACAAAGUGACAAGAUGAAUGACAGAGAUAUUAUAAAUUCAGUGAUGAAUAAGCUUCUGUAUAAGGGAACUUCUCUGAAAUCUGGAUGUGUUCAGCCCCUAAGAGGAAUUCAAGUGCAUGAUACAAUUAUACAAGAUGAUGGCUUGAAUGAAGAAGAGAUUAAUGUCAUGAAUUCUGUGAUGAAGAAACUCUUAGAUAGGGAGAGUGCAAAAACUGAGCGAAGGGACCGUCAUAGUACUCCACAGAUAGCUGCCCCAACUGUUGAGUCGCAAGAGGAUAAUAACGAAAUAGAUGAAGAAACAGAUGAUGAUGAUGAUGAUAUUAAAAUCAAUACGGGGGCUGGACAAGAUUUUGGAUCAGAAAGCUGGGAGCUACAAACAAGCCUGCUUAAUAAGAUGGCGAGGUCAAAUGAGAACUCUAUUGAACCUUCCAAAAGCAAGUUUGGUACGCAGAUUAUAAAGGAAAAACUUUCCAAAAGGAAAUCAGUUUCCAAUGAAAGCAAUAAAAUGGAUCCUGCAUCUCCUAUCCAUGGAAAAAAGGCCCGUUUUCAAACUCAAAUAAUGGACUCAGAAGAGCAUUCGGAAUUGAUAAGUGUAACAGGGUCCAAUACCAAUAAAACAAUUACAAGUGGCAUGCCGACUCAGAAGGCUUCAUGGAAAAAACUGGUUGGUGAAGGCAGUAGCAGAUCAUUCUACUGGUCGGCUACACCUGGUGGUGAGACUAAGAUUGAUGAACAGCCUAUAUCUGGUGGAGAAACAUCAACCGACCGCAAGAAACACAAAAGGAAUAAUGAUGUUGUGAAUGAAGAGCAUAAACCUAGUAAUACGAUAUUUUCUGUGAACAAAGAACUUGAAAGGGUCAGCAACUCUGUGCCUGAAAACGUGGAUGACGAGACUAACAUUGAUGAACAGCCUACAUCUGGUGGAGAAACAUCAACUGACAGCAAUAAACACAAGAGAGAUAUUGAUGUUGUGAAUGAUGAGCAUAAACCUAGUAAUAUAACAUUGUCUAUCAACAAAGAACUUGAAAGGAUCAGCAACGCUGUGCCUGAAAACAAGGAUGGCUUAUCUUCCCAGUCAAAAGAAGCUAUAGAGGGACGUCAGGCAGCUCAACUGGCUGGAGCAAGUUCAAGUUUAAAUAUAGCAACUAGAGGCAGUACUUGGCUGCAAAAAUCAUCUUGGAGUCAGCUUGUAGGUGGUGGAAAGAGUAGCUCCUUUAGCAUUUCACAAAUCUUGCCAAAAGAUCUACUUGAGAAGCAACAGUUAAACAAACCAAAUAAUAAUGGCACUUCAAACAACUUUUUUAGUAGUGUAACUGCUUUUGGUGGCAAUAGAAGAUCAAGGUCUGGUGUAGCUGGGGAAGAUAAGAAAAAGGAAGCCCAAGAAAGUGCUGCUAGAGGUAGUCAUUCGAGUAUAACUCCAAAGGGAAAUGAUUGCUCUGAUUCAACUACUGCCAAGAAGUCUGAUUCAGAGCAGAAGGUGUCCAAUCCACGUCCGGGAGUUCGAAUCAGUGAAACUUGCCCUUUUAUGAGUAGUGCUGAUUCAUUGAAAGACUGGCAAACUGCUAAAACAACACUUACUAGCUCCCAUAAAAAGAGAAACAACAACAAACAGGAUUUUGCUUAGUAACUGUCGUCUAUUUUUGGUUUCAUGAAUUGUCAUUACUUAUACUUUUAUAGUUGGGAUCAGUCAGUAUCUCGAGCUUUUUUUACUAGACCAGUAUUAUUGUGCAAUUUCUAUGUGGCAAUUUUACAGAGAAGGCUAUCGUGUAUUUUCUUGAUCGUUGUGAAUUUUUGUACCUUUGGGUUGGAAAUUAAUGAAAGACCUGGUUUCCUUUUA